This is a messenger RNA of Ipomoea nil (Japanese morning glory), 1233 nucleotides long. RefSeq lists its product as uncharacterized. The record is from RefSeq and is a predicted model, not a curated record. The transcript has 4 exons. Lineage: Eukaryota; Viridiplantae; Streptophyta; Magnoliopsida; Solanales; Convolvulaceae. The coding region runs from base 1 to 1233 and encodes 410 amino acids.
AUGGUUUUGGAACCAACUCAAGCCGAAGAACUAUUGGAGAAGAUUACUAUGAAUGGAUUAACUUGGUACUCGGAGAGAUCUUCACAAAAACUUAUAGGAGGAAUGCAUGAGGUAGAGAAAAUUCCAGCCUUGUCAGCUAAGGUCGAUAAUGUUGCUUCCAUGGUCCAAAAGCUAGCUCAAAUCACUCUUCAAAAUCAAACUGUGAGUUAUGUUUCUACCCCUACUCCUUUGGGUCAAGCUUUGAUGUGUGAUCUUUGCGGUGGAGGACACAAUUUGGGAAAAUGCCUUAAUGAUUCUAGUUCUCAAUCUCCCAUGGAGCACAUUAACUUGGCUUGGUGGGAUACAAUAGGCCACCACAACAAUCAUUACAACCUCAAGGGGCUUAUAAUCCAAACUCCUCAAAAAAUCAUCCUGGUUUUUCUUGGAGCAAUCCAAUGGGAGCUGCAAAUCCCCAACAUUUUGGCAAUAGAGGACAUCAAGUUUCCAAGGGCAACAAUUCCAAGUGAGGAGAGAUUCAAGCAAGUGAUUGAGAGGUUGGAUCAACUAAGUGCUCAUAAUAAGAUGCUAGAAAACCAACUUGCAAAUCAGGCCUCAACCUCUAGCACCAAGGUCACUGGGAAGUUGACCGCUUAUCCCGAGAAUCCAAGGGAUAAAAUUGAUGAUGUGGAGAUUGAGGAGAAACUUGAGGAAGAAGAAGUUGAGCAAGCUGCUUUGAAGACAAAUCAACAAGACCAUGAUGAGGAAGAGAAGCUCGUGAGAAUGUAUGAACCAUCAUUGCUAAUCUCUCAAAAAUUUCAAAAACAAGUAAAGGAUAGUAGAUGGAAAAAGUUUUUGGAUAUGGUAGAAAAUUUGAAAGUUUUAAUUCCUUUGCUUGAUUUGCUUUCUCAAGUUCCUUCUUAUGGAAAAUUUUUUAGGGAUAUUUUUACUAAAAAGAGGAAAUUUGGGGAUCAUGAGAUGAUUGUUAUGGCACAAGAGUACAGGGCCUUGACACGAGAAGAAGGAAAGAGUCUAAGUAAGCAUAGAGAUCCGAGGAGGUUCAUGAUCCCUUGUGUUAUUUGUGGCCGUACGAUCAAAAGAUCCAUUUGUGAUCUAGGAGCCAGUGUUAAUGCCAUGCCUCUAUCUCUUUGCAUAAAGUUGAAUUUGGGGGAUCCACAACUGGUCCAACUUAUAUUGCAAUUUAUUGAUCAGUUUACUAGGAGCCCCAUUGGAACUCUUGAAGAUGUCCCAAUGUAA